Molecule: messenger RNA, 2618 nt
Organism: Castor canadensis (American beaver)
Lineage: Eukaryota; Metazoa; Chordata; Mammalia; Rodentia; Castoridae
Source: RefSeq, a predicted model, not a curated record
AGGGAGGCGCCCCGCUCCGCCGAUCGCUCGGUCCUCCAAACGCGCGCCGGGCGCUUUCCCCGGAGCUCUGCUGUGCUUGCGAGCGCCCUUUUGCAGCAGCCGCCGCGGCGGCUGCCCGAGGGGGCGGAAAGGAGGGGGCCGCGGUCGGCCGGCCGGGGGGCGGCGUCCUCCCUCAAAACCGCCUGCAAAGUGCUCGAGGAGGCAGAAGCAGGCCGCCGGCUCCACGGAGCAAGCUGCUUGCUCGGGGGUUGGGAGAGCGGACAGGGUUGGUUGGCAGUGCCUCGGUUGCUGGCGGGCGCCGGUGCCCUCGGCGCGGGGCUUGGGCUAACCAUGCCCCUGCGGGGCCUGGCCACCGGGCACAAGCGGAUCCCAGGCUUGCCCCCGCCUCGACGCGCUCGGAUUAGCUGCAGCUGGCGCCCAGGGAUUUGAAUCUGGACCUCGGGAGGGAGCACGCCUAGGCCGACCUCGGAGCGGCGGCCCCGCGGCCAACAUGCUUCGCAAAGUGUCUCCCCUCAGAAUGGAGGCCCCAUGAGGGAAGGAGUCACUCCUACUGUUGCAGAGCUGAGCACAGAGUCUACCUCUCAUGGGAACAAAGGAGAUAUGAGGGUGCUGUGUGGAAUUGCUGCUGCUGCUGCUGGCCGGGGAGCUGCCCCUGGGUGGCAGCUGCCCACGGGACUGUGUGUGCUACCCAGCGCCUAUGACUGUGAGCUGCCAGGCACACAACUUUGCUGCCAUCCCAGAGGGCAUUCCAGAGAACAGCGAGCGCAUCUUUCUACAGAACAACCGAAUCACCCUCCUCCAACAGGGCCACUUCAGCCCCGCCAUGGUCACCUUGUGGAUCUACUCCAACAACAUCACCUUCAUUGACCCCAACACCUUUGAGGGCUUUGUGCACCUGGAGGAGCUGGACCUCGGGGACAACCGGCAGCUGCGGAUGCUGGCACCCGAGACCUUCCAGGGCCUGGUGAAACUUCAUGCCCUCUACCUCUAUAAGUGCGGACUGAGUGCCCUGCCAGCGGGCAUCUUCAGUGGACUGCACAGCCUGCAGUACCUCUACCUGCAGGACAACCACAUUGAGUACCUCCAGGAUGACAUCUUUGUGGACCUGGUCAACCUCAGCCACUUGUUUCUCCAUGGCAACAAGCUGUGGAGCCUGGGCCAGGGCACCUUCCGGGGUCUGGUGAACCUGGACCGGCUGUUGCUGCAUGAGAACCAGCUGCAGUGGGUCCACCACAAGGCUUUCCACGACCUCCACAGGCUGACCACCCUCUUCCUCUUCAACAACAGCCUCUCGGAGCUGCAAGGUGACUGCCUGGCCCCGCUGGCGGCCCUGGAGUUCCUUCGCCUCAAUGGGAAUGCCUGGGACUGUGGCUGCCGGGCCCGAUCCCUGUGGGAAUGGCUACGGAGGUUCCGCGGCUCCAGCUCUGCGGUCCCCUGUGCAUCCCCCGAGCUGCGGCAAGGCCAGGACCUGAAGCUUCUGAGAGCCGAGGACUUCCGGAACUGCACAGGGCCAGCAUCCCCGCACCAGAUCAAGUCACACACGCUCACCACCACUGACCGGGCUGCCCGCAAAGAACACCACUUGCCCCACGGCCCCAGGGACAGGGGCCACCCCCAUGGCCAUCUGCCUGGCUCCAGGUCAGGUUACAAGAAGUCAGGCAAGAACUGUACCAGCCACAGGAACCGCAACCAGAUCUCUAAAUUGGGCAGCGGGAGAGAGCCCCAUGAGCUACAGGACUAUGCCCCUGACCACCUGCACAAGUUCAGCUUUGACGUCAUGCCCACGGCACGGCCCAAGAGGAAGGGCAAGUGUGCCCGCAGGACCCCCAUCCGUGCCCCCAGCGGGGUGCAGCAGGCCUCCUCAGGCACUUCCCUAGGGGCUUCACUCCUGGCCUGGAUACUGGGGCUGAUGGUUACUCUCCGCUGAAGACCUACAGCACCAGCACCCAGCGCUGCCACAUGUUCAACAAGGAACAGAGUUUUUUUCUUCUUUUUUUUAUAAGUGAAGGAUCUGCUGGGUUUCAGGAAAAGGCUGAUGGAGCCUUCAGCUGCUGUCCGGACCCUACCCAGUGGAUUAUAAGCCCAAGUGUACAGCCCUACGUGGGAGGGCAUUAGCACAUUUCACCCAGUCGUCCCAGCCAGCCCCCGCUGAGCAUCCAUGGACAGUGUCCACUUCGGCAUGGUGGUUAAAGGCACAUGAAGUCAAUACUUCAUGGUGGGACAGGUGCCCCUUCCAGGAGCUGGGCUUUGUGGAAUCCUGAUCAUCUAGAGAGAUCUAAGGGGCUGACAUUCCUAGAGGAAGCAGGACUCAGAACACACAAGGCUUACCCAGAGCUGUCUGGGUCGACCAGAAGUUUGGGAACACUCAGAGCAGGUGGUAUCUUGGCCCUUGCCUGAGGCCAUUUAGUCAACUUAUCCUGAAUCCAAAUCUAUGCCACCUUCAGUUCCUCCCUUGGGGAAUGCCUCUCAUUCCUGAUGUCUCAGGCAACCCUGGCAGACCCAGACCCAACUGCUGGGGUCCAAGAACCAAUUACCAAAGGAAAGAUCAUCAGAGGCUGAAAUUUAGAACUUCGUCACAUGCAAUGAGAUUCUCACAGAAGGUGCAGUUUUAUACCUAU